Messenger RNA from Patiria miniata (bat star), 645 nucleotides. RefSeq names its product F-box only protein 22-like. The transcript is spliced from 2 exons. The coding region runs from base 145 to 612 and encodes 155 amino acids. Gene Ontology annotation, biological process: regulation of skeletal muscle fiber development; positive regulation of proteasomal ubiquitin-dependent protein catabolic process; protein polyubiquitination. Lineage: Eukaryota; Metazoa; Echinodermata; Asteroidea; Valvatida; Asterinidae. The record is from RefSeq and is a predicted model, not a curated record.
GGUUCGAGGCCACUAGUUUUAUUCAGCAUGCAGACUUGGACGUGUCUCACUUAAAAUAUGUUUAAGGAUAGACAUACUUGCAAAUUCCAGAUUGGUCAUGGCUGACCAUGGCUAGUAUCAUCAUGGGUAUUGCUGGAUUAAAUAAUGUCAAAUUACAUUCGUUGCAGGGGAACAAACUCCAAGAAACUGCCCAGUUGUCUGACAGUGACAUUCUCCGGACCCAACGUGAGGGCAGCAUCUGUGGUUCUUGAUAACAGCGUCACCACCAGGGACAAAGCUCGCUCGAAAUUCCAGGCACUCAAGAGGUUGGGAUUGCCAGCGAAACACAGCCUGGCUUUCUUGUUCAGCUGCGUUGGGCGAGGGCGCCAUUUCUACCAGGCCGAGGAUGUGGAAAGCGGAGCCUUUCACGAGGUCUUUCCCGACACGCCCCUUGUGGGGUUCUUUGGGGGCGGGGAGUACGGCUGUGAUAACUUCACCCUGGGGAGAUCGGUGCAGGAGAGUGCAGACCAAGACUCGGCAGACCUCAGGCACAGGAAUGAGCUGAACAAACUGCAGAAUUUGGAGAAGUGGUUCACUUGUGUAGUAAUUGCUUGCUGUCAUUUGGCUGAAUAGUGAGGCAUUAGCCACAGAUUAUUGCAUUGACUG